This is a messenger RNA of Symbiodinium necroappetens, 3221 nucleotides long. NCBI's taxonomy places the organism in Eukaryota, Dinophyceae, Suessiales, Symbiodiniaceae. The record is from the annotation of a GenBank genome assembly.
AUGCAGCAGCGCGAAUGCGAGACGGAACUCUUCGACUUGACGCUGCACCGCGUCAGGGUGGACCCUCUGGCCCUUGAAGAGCCCCUGGCAGUAUCAAGCAUCCAGGCCAAGUCGUCAACCCAGCUUGGGUGGCAGCUGGAGCUUCGACAGCGGCAGUCCGUGAUCUUGCGAGGCGGCAUACUCGGGGAUGCACCCGGCUACGGCAAGACCGCCACAAUGAUUGGCCUCAUCGAUGCUAGUGCUGGCACUCGCCACUGCCAGCUACACCUGCCAGCCGAGAGCGAUCCCUACUUCUUCAAGUCAAGGGCAACACUGGUACUGGCUCCUUCGAAUCUGCUGAAACAGUGGGCUGACGAGAUCCAGAAGUUCACUGCCAACCCGGAAGGAUCCACCAAACUGGAGGUACUUUCAAUUGGGACAGCAGCCCAGCUGAAGAUGCUUACGGUGGACAAGGUCAGCAGAGCUGACAUCGUGAUUUGCUCCUAUCGCUUGCUGUACUCCCCGGUAUACAGGCGGCGCUUGCAAGAGCUUUCAGGUGACUUCUCCCAAGUGUCCAAUGGCGAGGCAGCUCGCAUGGCUGUCGACAUCCAAAGCCUGCGUCGAAACACCAAGCGCUUUCGUGAAAAUCCCAGCGAGCUUGGAUGGCUGCAAAUUCCGGAUUCGUCAACGGGCAGCCCGCAACGAGCGAGCGUCGCGGCAGCUAGCAGCGACGACGCCAACAACCUUUGCUUUCCAGUGCUGGAACAGGUCUGGUGGAGAAGAAUCGUUUUCGACGAGUUCCACGAACUUGAGGCAAUAGGUGACACGGCGCAGUUCGACUCCUUGCAGUGUAUUUGCGCCGGUUGCCGGUGGGGCCUGACAGGCACUCCGCCUACCCGAGACUUGUCACAGGUGGCGACAUUGGCGAAGCUUUUUCAGCUGCCAGGCUUGCCCUGCGAGGAUGGCAGUGAGUAUGAACUUCAGCUUGCACAGGAAAUGGCUCGAUCCUUCUUGGAUCGAUUCGCCAGGCAGAACACGAGCGAAGAGAUCGAGACUGUGCCUUUGAACGAGCACCUCGUUGCAGUGGAACAGACACCGGAGGAGCGUGCAAUCUACUUGCAAGCUUCUCAUGACCUUUGCCAGGCGAGUGGGGCGGCACUCGAAAUCACUGGCGAGUCUCGUGGGGUAGAAAGGCUUAUCAAGCUGUGCUCCCACUUUGCUGCAUAUUCUGGAAUGGCUUCGGGAUCAUCCGCGGAUGCUGGGACGGAAUGCCGCCGAAUCUUGUCCAGCAAAGAGCAGCAAGCGAAAAGAGCAGCAAACCAAAUGCAGCGCUGGGGCAUCCGCUUGGAACUACGACUUCGAGAGACUUCCGCUGUCAGUUGCGGUCAACGAUUCGAGCUCCAGACUGGGAUCUUGCGUCGUCUUGGAGCAACUGUACCGGAGGCCCCAAUGUCUUGCACUGAUGGGCAAGGUCAUGAGCUUUCAGAUGCCCCUGUCAGUGCCCAAGACUACACUAGUACCUGGGCUGCUGUCUCCCAGCCAGCAGCUGCUGCAUCUGCCGCAGCUUGCCUUGUGGAGGUUGCACGUAUGUGCUUGUCGGAGCUGCAGCGGAAAGCCGGCGAGUUCGAAGAGACGGAAGACGGUCUCCAAGAUCGCAUGGUGGCGGCUGCAGAGGCAGCGAGCUCUUCCCAGAGAUCCCUUCAGUUCUUCCAACGAACGCUGGCGGCUGCCCGGGGUGAGGCAUCAUCUGAACAAAGAUCUUGCAGCAUAUGCUUGGAGGAGGAUCUGAACGAGGAAGACCUGUCCAUAGCGACUUGCGCCCACGUCUUUCAUACUACCUGCCUUCAAGAAGUGGUGAAGAAGUUCGGAAACUGCCCCGAACGCCGGCACAAGCUGGGAAAGAGCGACGUCACACGCCUUACCAAAGAACUCCAAGCACCUGGUCCGGGGCGAGGCUGCAAAUUGCGCGGCAGCUCAAAAGCGUUCGAGAAACAGGCCGGAAGCAAACUUGCAGCGUUGGCGGUGCACUUGAAAAAAUUGCAUGAACGUGGUGAAAAGGCGUUGGUCUUCUGCCAAUGGGAGGAUUUGAAAAGGUGUGUUUCUGCUGCGCUGAAUGGUUUGGGUGUGCCGCACUUGGAGUUGGUCGGGUCCGUCUUCCAACGGGCGGAGGUGCUCCGCCGUUUCCAGGAUGAGGAUGGCGAUGGCGCAGAUGGCGGCAGUCGCUCCCUGCUCCUUUCGCUGGAACACGCGGCCAGCGGCACGAACCUCACCGCCGCGAACCAUGUCGUCUUCGUCCACCCGAUGUAUGCGACCUCCGCUGAACGGGCUGUGGCUUAUGAGGCCCAAGCAAUUGCUCGUUGUCGUCGCUACGGCCAACAGAAGCCCGAGGUGAACUGCUGGCGCUUCGUCACUUGCGGAACGAUCGAGGAGAGCAUUACGGCCUCCCACCAGAAAGAGCUGUGGCGGCGCGAAGCCGGGAGUAAUGCAAAACAUGACUCGCUUGCAUGGAAUCAUUGGAGGGCAUUUCCUGUGCCUGAGCCGUACCGCAAAUUGUUAGCUGCGGCCGAGUCCUUUCAGGGAGCCAGGCCAGGCUACGUGUUCAAAGUUGACAAACAUGGCUUGGGGUACUAUCUGGAUCCCGUACAGGUCAACCGAUCUAUCUGGGAUGAUGUAGUUUCCAAGUUGCCCGAAACUUGGCGGGACACGCCACAUCGGGAGGAGCAACUACGUGUCAGUCAGCAGCAAAGUUGUGGCUUGAGUAUGUCGCACAGUGAUUUUGGCUUCGUGGUCGACAAGGUGGAGGACGAGCCUGGCCAAAAACUGCACAAGGGCGAGGCCAUCGUGGCGAUAGAAGGGCGUUUGCUGGCUGGACUCUCUGCUCCGCAGAUGCAGGCCUCCUUCCAGAAGCGCCGUGUCGACGGUGCGCGACUGUAUGUGGUCGAUCUCGCCAAGGCAGAAGAGCUGUCCAGACGAGACCCAAACAUCAUUGAGAUGUGGGACCCUGUUAAGCAGCACAACUAUUUCUUCCACAAGAAGACUGGCAAGAGCGCAUGGACGCUGGAGGAGCUGCAGCCGGCUCCAUCCACGUCCACGUCGACCUCGGCUUCGUCGGAGAAGCGGAAAGCGGAUGCAUCGCAGGCGCCGAUUGACAUCGCCCACUUCAUGCAGCAUGGGUUCGCAAAGCAGAAAGAGCAGCCAAAGAAGAAGGCUAAGGCCAAAGCUGACGAGACAGACAGGAGUGA